CUCAUUAUGUGUUCGGAACCUACUACUGCUUCACAUUGUAUCAUCACUACGGGCACCGGAGUUUGCUUAGCACCAGGCGUAUCGACUAAUAGUGGUAACCCAAGCAAGAUGCUGUAUGCUACUAUGUUUUUAACCUUUGUUAUGUACAUAUCGGCGGUAGUACUUGGUGAUCAGAUAAUUUCCAACACUGCAGUUGUCAUACCCGAUGGUAUUAAUGUGUGAUUCUUACACUGAUGAAUUCCUCUUCUGCUGUUGCCCCAGGUGGUGCCCGUACUGCUGCCAAGAGAAAGGCUACUGCCGAUAGAAAGGCCACUGCUGCCACUCAGACCCCAACCUCCACCAGAGCCGCUGGUGCCGGUGGCUCUUCCAGCACUAUGUUAAAGUUGUACACUGACGAAGCCCAGGGCUUGAGAGUCGACCCAUUGGUUGUUUUGUUCUUGGCUGUCGGUUUCAUCAUCUCCGUUGUCGUCUUGCAUGUCAUUGCCAAGAUGACCGGUAAGUUCUUCAACUAAGAUUACUUGUUGCAACCACGCCCCCACGCAUUACCCCUGGGUGCAAGCCGCCUUGGGAAGAAACUCCAAGCAAUUCAUAUACACGGACUUGCAGACUUGAACAGCCACGGGUCAUUUCGACCCAAACCCCUUUUUGUCCCC
Babjeviella inositovora NRRL Y-12698 is the source of this 653-nucleotide messenger RNA. Its product is annotated as Arf family guanine nucleotide exchange factor. Gene Ontology annotation, cellular component: Sec61 translocon complex. The record is from RefSeq and is a predicted model, not a curated record. Lineage: Eukaryota; Fungi; Ascomycota; Pichiomycetes; Serinales. The coding region runs from base 234 to 512 and encodes 92 amino acids. Gene Ontology annotation, biological process: intracellular protein transport. The transcript has 2 exons.